This is a messenger RNA of Drosophila hydei, 1469 nucleotides long. RefSeq names its product N6-adenosine-methyltransferase non-catalytic subunit (gene Mettl14). The record is from RefSeq and is a predicted model, not a curated record. The transcript is spliced from 3 exons. Gene Ontology annotation, cellular component: RNA N6-methyladenosine methyltransferase complex; nucleus. The coding region runs from base 130 to 1350 and encodes 406 amino acids. NCBI's taxonomy places the organism in Eukaryota, Metazoa, Arthropoda, Insecta, Diptera, Drosophilidae. Gene Ontology annotation, molecular function: mRNA binding.
CGUUUACAUCUCCACCGUCAACUAUUCGCGUUGUCGAGACGCGUUGGUCGACGAUUUUUUAUUUGUCUUUAUUUUUAAUUUAAAUUAAACAUUAAUUUAUUUUAGUGUGCCGCAAAAGCACUGUUUGUAAUGAGUGAUGUAUUGAAGAGCUCACAGGAGCGUUCGCGUAAACGUAGGCUGCUGCUGGCCCAAACGCUCGGCUUGUCUAGUGUUGAUGAGCUGAAAAAGGUGCUGGGCAAUGCAGAAGAUAGCAAUAACUAUGCCGGUGUCGGUGGCAGCCGGCAGCUCAAUGCUUCGGGUCAAAGGGAUGAGGAGGAAGGCUCCAGCGGCGGCGCCUCGUCCUCCAAGAAAACACCAAACGAGAUAAUAUACAGAGAUUCAUCGACCUUUUUGAAAGGCACACAGUCUUCCAAUCCGCACAAUGAUUACUGCCAGCAUUUCGUGGACACCGGACAAAGGCCACAAAAUUUUAUACGCGAUGUCGGUCUGGCCGAUCGCUUCGAGGAAUAUCCCAAGCUGCGUGAGCUGAUCAAGUUAAAGGAUAAGCUUAUCCAGGACACGGCAUCGGCGCCCAUGUAUCUGAAAGCAGAUCUUAAAACGUUGGAUGUGAAAACAUUGGGCAGCAAAUUUGAUGUCAUAUUAAUUGAGCCACCGCUUGAAGAAUAUGCUCGAGCUGCACCCGCUGUGGCAACAGUAGGCGGAGCGCCCCGCGUCUUCUGGAACUGGGAUGAUAUACUCAAUUUGGAUGUUGGCGAAAUAGCCGAACAUCGCUCGUUUGUUUUUUUGUGGUGUGGCUCAUCGGAGGGCUUGGAUCAGGGUCGGAAUUGCCUUAAAAAGUGGGGCUUUCGUCGCUGCGAGGACAUCUGCUGGAUACGCACCAAUAUUAAUAAGCCUGGACACUCCAAGCAGGCCAUACCCAAAUCGGUUUUCCAACGCACCAAGGAACACUGCCUGAUGGGCAUCAAGGGCACAGUUCGACGUUCUAGUGAUGGCGACUUUAUACACGCCAAUGUGGACAUUGAUCUGAUUAUAUCCGAGGAGGAGGAAUUCGGUAGUUUCGAGAAGCCCAUCGAAAUCUUUCAUAUCAUAGAACACUUUUGCCUGGGCCGUCGACGUUUGCAUUUGUUUGGUCGAGAUUCGAGCAUACGGCCGGGUUGGCUAACCGUCGGACCUGAGUUGACGAAUUCCAAUUUCAAUGCUGAACAAUAUCAGACUUAUUUUGCGGAUGCCACCGCCACCGGCUGCACCAGUCGUAUCGAGAUGCUGCGACCAAAGAGUCCGCCACCAAAUAGUAAAGUUUUGCGUGGCCGUGGACGCGGCUUUCCCCGAAGUCGUGGCCGGCCCAGAUAAUAAUCACUAAAAUGCAUGUAUUUUCUAUAAUUAAGUGCGAUAAUGGCCCAUUCAAUUGAUCUGGAACGUAGCUAUAUGAGCUCCACAGCGGUAUUAAUCUUAAGUUUAAAGUAAAUAUC